AUGGCCCUGAAGCUCAAGGAGGGAGUAGCUCCCCUGGGCGGGAAAGGGGACAUGCAGGUCUUCCCGACACUGAGCAAGCCCAGCAGCUGCAGGCGUUUUAUGGUCCCUAGUUCUGCAUGCAUGCGCAGCUCCCUGACGACCUGGCUUAAUCCAAAGGUUAUUGUUUUCUGGUUGGUGACAGUUUUGUCCUCUUUCAGGGAAACUGCACCCAGGACCAUCUUCCAAAGAGUCCUGGAUAUCUUGAAGAGAUCCGCUCGCACCGUCGAGCUGGCCUGCAGAGACCCGUCCCGCGUGGAGCACCUGGCCUCGAGUCUGCAGCUGAUAACAGAAUGCUUCCGGUGCCUCCGCAACGCCUGCAUCGAGUGCUCCGUGAACCAGAACUCCAUCAGGAACUUGGAUACAAUCGGCAUUGCUGUUGAUUUGAUUCUUCUUUUUCGGGAACUCCGAGUGGAACAGGAAGCCCUGCUGACAGCUUUUCGCUGUGGCUUGCAGUUCUUAGGCAAUAUUGCCUCACGGAAUGAAGAUUCCCAGGCUAUCGUGUGGGUGCACGCUUUCCCGGAACUCUUCUUGUCCUGCUUAAAUCACCCAGACAAAAAAAUUGUUGCCUACUGUUCAAUGAUUUUGUUUACAUCCCUUAAUUCUGAAAGAAUGAAAGAACUGGAAGAAAACCUCAAUAUUGCAAUUGAUGUCAUAGAAACUCACCAAAAGCAGCCUGAAUCAGAAUGGCCGUUCUUGAUUAUUACAGACCAUUUUCUGAAAAGUCCGGAAUUGGUGAGAGCCAUGUAUGCCAAAAUGAGCAAUCAAGAAAGGGUCACACUCUUGGACGUUCUAAUAGCCAAGAUGGUGGGCGAGGAGCCUCUGACCAAGGAUGACACAACUGCGCUCCUGGGCCAUGCCGAGCUCGUCGCCAGCACCUUCGUGGACCAGUGCAGGGUUGUGCUGAAACUGACUGCCGGGCAGCAUGAUGACGACGAGGCCCUGGCUACAAUUAGGCUCCUUGACGUCCUGUGUGAGAUGACCGCCAACACCGACCUGCUCAGCUACCUGCAGGUGUACCCUGGCUUGCUGGAGAGAGCCGUUGAUCUUUUACGGUUGAUUCAUGUAACUGCCAACGACACCACGGACAUCUUCAAUACCUCUGCUUGCAUCAGAGCGGAAGGGGACGUCAAAAACAUGGCCGAGGGCUUUAGGUCUCAUCUCAUUCGUCUGAUCGGAAAUAUGUGUUACAAGAAUAAAGAUAACCAAGACAAGGUCAACGAGCUGGACGGCAUCCCCCUGAUCCUGGACAGCUGCAGCCCGGACGACAGCAACCCCUUCCUGACGCAGUGGGUGGUGUACGCCAUCCGCAACCUCACCGAGGACAACAGCCAGAACCAGGAUCUGAUCGCCAAGAUGGAGGAGCAGGGGCUGGCGGACGCGUCCCUGCUGAGGAAGAUGGGAUUCGAGGUGGAGAAGAGGGGUGACAAGCUGGUUCUGAAAGCCACCAGCACCCCCCCGCCGUGACGGACCCUUCCCCAGGAGCCUGGAGUUUUGGAGUGUGUUUCACGGACGUUUCAUCUUGGCAGCGCGUGAAGGUGCAAGUGUUUGAAGGCUCGGCACCGAUUCAGGAGCUCGUCAUGCUUAGAUGCUAGUGUUCCUGUGUUUCCGCGUAAACGUGAGAGUACAUGCGU
Messenger RNA from Myotis brandtii (Brandt's bat), 1670 nucleotides. RefSeq names its product ataxin 10 (gene ATXN10). Lineage: Eukaryota; Metazoa; Chordata; Mammalia; Chiroptera; Vespertilionidae. Gene Ontology annotation, cellular component: cytosol. The transcript has 12 exons. The record is from RefSeq and is a predicted model, not a curated record. Gene Ontology annotation, biological process: neuron projection development. Bases 1 to 1503 code for a protein of 500 amino acids.